AUGGCUAUCUUCAUGAACUGCAAGUCUUGUUCUGCUAUAACCACCAUUAAUACACAGCCAAACCUUCUUCUCAUAUUCCUCUUUGUUUUAACCACCUUUUCUUGGAACUCAGUUUCAUUCUUUGCUGCAGCUGUUGAUCAAGUCUCUUAUGCUGAUCAUUGUGCUUCAAUUGUUCCCGAGUCAAUCCCGAAACCACGCGCAGGAGCUGGAUAUUUUUUCAAUCACCAGAUAGGUUACUACACUGGUGGCGGCAGUGGAAUUCUUAGUCCAAAUUCACCAUAUCGGCUCAAUUCGAUUCUAUUCAACACCUGGAAUAUUACAGAAACUAAUGUACAAGGCUUAUUCAAGCUUCAAGCAAAUCUUCAAUUUGAAAGCGCCAGAACACUUUAUUAUGUGGGAGAUUCCACAAGUAGCAGACCUCAAUAUCCUGGUGGCAUCUAUAACUAUAAGGACUCUGGAUCAAAUCAAUAUAAACGAAGGUCAAUAGAGUUUCUGUUAGAUGGGUUCUGGUCAGCAUCUUCAGGGAAGCCUAUUGAGUGUUUCGAGGAUACACGAAGGUUGAGAGUUCUGGUGAAAUUUUCAGACAGUGGCACAGUCUGGCAUCGGAGGAGUUUCGAUCCCAAUACAGCAUUGGUUGGGGAAGGCGCAUGGGAUGCAAAGAAAAAUCAGCUGUUUCUUGUUGCUUGCCAAUUCUUAGAUGCAGCAGGUUCUUGGAAUAAUACUCAUGUGGGCGAUUGUUCAACAAGAUUGAACUUGAGAUUUCCUGCAAUAUGGACUAUUGGAAACACUAGUGGGGUUGUAGGGCAAAUUUGGAGCAAGAAGGCUGUGACGGAGUCAGGUUAUUUCAAAAAGAUCACAUUUGAAAGCAAUCAGAAUGAACGUAGAAGAAUUCUACUUCCAGGUCAGAAAUAUGAGUAUACUCAAAUUGAAAAAGUAACCAAGUUGUGCCCAAUAUUGAAGACUGGCGCUAAUGCUAAUAACAAGCCUAACACAUACCCGAAUCCGUUUUCUUAUGACAUGCGAUUCGAUAUGUCAGCUAAAAAUUCUAGAGGAGUAGUUUCUUGGGGCAGUUCUGUCCCUCUCUCAGUUGGCAGCCAGUUUUACCACCAGAAUUGGUAUGCAAUGAGAAAUUCAAACUCAGUUGCAAGCACUGAAGGGUACUCUGUGGAUUCUGUGAGUGCACAUGUGAGCUAUAGCUACAACCACAGGAUCACCUACAAUAUUAGCUACAAAAUUAGCAUCAAACUGAUAUCUUAUGCAAAGUUGGGAAAUACAUCAACUGUACACCAAGUGCAGAUUUCUGCUGAAGGGAUCUAUGAUGAAACUGAAGGAAGCCUGUGCAUUGUAGGGUGUAGAAAUCUGGGCUCAAAUAAUGUACAACCAACAACUGAUUCUGUUGAUUGUGAAAUUGUUGUCAAUUUUCAGUUCCCUCCAGCAAAUUCUUCUGGUUUUAUUAAGGGAAGCAUUGAAAGCACGCGAAAAAAGUCCAACCCUCAUUAUUUUGAACAUUUGGAUCUCUCUUCAGCUGCCAGUUAUGUGGAUGAAGCAAAGCGAUCCAUUUGGUGGAUUGAUGUGGAGAUCAGCUUGGCUCUUAUAUCCACCACACUUGCAUGUAUUUUUGUGGCAUUGCAACUCUUCCAUGUGAAAAGACAUCCUGAUGUGCUUCCCUCCAUUUCCAUUUUCAUGCUACUUAUUCUGACGCUGGCCUACAUGGUUCCUCUUAUGGUAAAUGAUGAAGCCAUGCUCACAAACAACACCAACCACAGAAAAGUAUUCCUUGGACGGGGUGGAGGGCUUGAAGUUAAUGAGGUGACUGUAAGGACAAUAACCAUGGUAGGUUUCUUGUUGAAACUGCGUCUUCUGAGCCUAACAUGGUUAGCAAAAGCCAUGAACAACGGUCCCCAAAACAAGCUCUGGGUCAUGGAGAAGAAGGCUUUCAUUGUGGCUUUACCAGUAUAUGUAGCAGGAGCCUUAGCUGCUUUGCUUCUGAUGAAUUGGAGGAAGAUUGGCACUAAAAGUGAUGUUCCAGUGCUUUCAGGUUAUCAAGAGCACCCCCUUCUGGGUGCCUUGAAAUCUUAUGCUGGUUUGGUCUCGGAUGGUUUUUUGUUGCCUCAAAUUCUACUCAACAUGUUCUGUAAAUCAAAGAAGAAUGCUCUGUUCGUUUGGUUCUACAUCGGAACAACUUUUGUUCGAGUUCUGCCACAUGCAUAUGAUCUUUACAGGGCUCAAAACUCUGCUCAUCACCCAUUGAAUGAAUCAUACAUUUAUGCAAGUCCUGUGGCAGAUUUUUACUCUACUGCUUGGGAUGUGAUCAUUCCUUUUGGAGGUCUAUUGUUUGCUGGGAUCAUUUACUUGCAGCAGAAGUUUGGGGGUCUUUGCAUUCUUCCUCAAAAGUUGAGAGAGUUGGGUGAAUAUGAGAAGCUCCCUACUGUUACUGAAGGGUAA
Molecule: messenger RNA, 2445 nt
Organism: Prunus dulcis (almond)
Lineage: Eukaryota; Viridiplantae; Streptophyta; Magnoliopsida; Rosales; Rosaceae
Exons: 2
Coding region: 1-2445 (814 amino acids)
Cellular component (GO): intracellular membrane-bounded organelle
Source: RefSeq, a predicted model, not a curated record